AUGAAGCUCUCUAGCUAUGUUUGUGUGGCUGUCCUGGCCACGGCCGGGCAAGCUGCCAAGGAUAAGCCAGUCUACAAAGACUCCAAAGCCUCUGUCGACGACAGAGUCUCGGAUCUCCUUGAGCGUAUGACUAUCGAGGACAAGACGGCACAGUUAAUCCAGGGUGACAUGACCAACUAUCUCAAUCUUACUACCGAGGCUGUUAACAAGACUGGUCUGGAGUGGAAUUUCAAGUACCGUGCCAAUUCCAUCUGGACUGGCUUGUACGCCAACAUGACCACUAUCAAGAAGGCUGCCAAGUUGGGACAAGAUUAUCUCAUGAAGGAAACCGAGCUAGGAAUCCCUGCCUUUAUCCAAAGCGAAGGUCUUCACGGAGUCUUAAUCCUUAAUGGAACAAUCUUCAACUCUCCCAUCGGCAUGGGAUGCUCUUUUAAUCCGGAACUCAUCGAAAAGAUGGCUGACAUCAUCGCAACCGAAUCUCGUGCUCUUGGUAUCAAUCAGCUGUUCUCUCCUCAAGUCGAUCUCGCUCGAGAACUGCGAUUCGGACGAGUUGAGGAGUGUUUCAGUGAAGAUGCUUAUCUCGCCGGAGAAAUGGGUUACAGAUACGUCAAGGGUCUUCAGGCUGGAGGAGUAUCAGCUAUGGUUAAGCACUAUGCUGCGUUUGCUACACCCGAACAAGGUAUAAACACUGCACCUGUGCAUGGUGGUGAGCGACAGCUGCGGUCUCUCUACCUCCCACCCUUCAAGAGAGCCAUCAUCGAUGGCGGGGCAACUUCCAUCAUGUCCUCCUACAACUCAUACGAUGGUGUCCCAGUUGUCUCGGAUUCCCACCUCCUGACAGAUAUCCUUCGAGACGAAUGGGAUUACAAGUACUAUGUCAUCUCCGAUGCCGGUGGAACUGCUCGCCUUGCCCAAGCAUUCCACGUCUGCCCCCUUGAGGACGAUGAGUGCAUCACUCUUGAGGCUCUUCCUGCUGGUAACGAUGCCGAGAUGGGUGGUGGCUACUGGAGCUUCGAGAUCAUCCCUGAGCUUGUCAAGGCUGGCAAGCUGGAUGAGAAGAUCGUCGAUACAGCUGUGUCCCGAGUUCUUCGUUCCAAGUUCGAGAUGGGUCUUUUCGAGAAGCCCUUUACUGGUGUUGCCGACGACAAAAUCUGGGAUUAUGUCAACACCAAGGCUCACAAGAAGGUAGCUCGACAGCUUGAUGCUGAGAGUAUCGUUCUCCUUGAGAACCACGAGAACGUUCUUCCAUUGAAGAAGGAUGCCAAUGUUGCCGUUAUCGGCCCUAUGGCCCACGGCUACGUCAACUACGGUGACUAUGUCAUUCAUACUGCCAUGACUAGAGGUGUCACCCCCUAUGAUGGCAUCAAGACUGCUAGUAAAGGCAAAGUCACUUUCACCCAAGGCUGCGAGCGGUGGUCCGCAGACGAGUCUGGCUUCGAAGAUGCCAUCGCUGCUGCUGAAUCUGCUGAUGUUGCUGUCGUUGUUGUCGGAACCUGGACUCGCGACCAGAAUGAACUCUGGGGAGGCCUCAAUGCCACCACCGGUGAGCAUAUCGAUGCUAGCAACUUGAACCUCAUCGGUGCCAUGCCUAAGCUUGUCAAGGCAAUUAUCGACACUGGAAAGCCCACCAUCGUUGUUUACAGCUCCGGAAAGCCCAUAACUGAGCCAUGGAUCUCUAAGGAGGCUGCUGCCCUUGUUCAGCAAUUCUACCAAUCCCAGGAGGGAGGUCAUGCCCUCGCUGAUAUUCUCUACGGUAAUGUCAAUCCCUCCGGCAAGCUUUCUGUUAGCUUCCCCUACGAUGUCGGCACUACACCCAUCUACUACGAUUACCUCAACUCUGCGCGUGCCUAUCCCAAUCCAGGUAAGAUUCACGAGAACGGCACCCUCGAGUUCGGUAACAACUACAUCCUCGAAAACCCCGAAGCUCUCUACACGUUCGGCUACGGUCUUUCAUACAGCAAGUUCGACUUCUCCAAGAUAUCUGUUUCCAAGAAGAACGUAACAUCAUCCGACACAGUCACGGUUUCUGUCAACGUCAGCAACAAGUCCAAGCGCGAUGGCUCUGAGGUUGUUCAGCUGUACGUCAAAGACAUGCUCGCCUCCGUCGACGUUCCUCGGUACCAGCUCAAGGGCUUUAAGAAGGUCGCCGUCAAAGCUGGUAAGACUGAAACUGUCAAGAUCGACCUCAAGGUUGAGGAAUGGGGUCUGUGGAACCGCAAGAUGAAGUAUGUUGUUGAGCCUGGAGACUUUACUAUCUUUGUAGGCAACUCUAGCGAGAACUUCAUGGGUAAUGUGACGGUCACUGUCUCCUAG
Messenger RNA from Fusarium venenatum, 2313 nucleotides. Its product is annotated as glycoside hydrolase superfamily. The record is from RefSeq and is a predicted model, not a curated record. Gene Ontology annotation, molecular function: beta-glucosidase activity. Gene Ontology annotation, biological process: glucan catabolic process. NCBI's taxonomy places the organism in Eukaryota, Fungi, Ascomycota, Sordariomycetes, Hypocreales, Nectriaceae.